This is a messenger RNA of Aplysia californica (California sea hare), 2403 nucleotides long. RefSeq lists its product as uncharacterized. The coding region runs from base 290 to 2338 and encodes 682 amino acids. Gene Ontology annotation, molecular function: protein folding chaperone. The record is from RefSeq and is a predicted model, not a curated record. Gene Ontology annotation, biological process: protein refolding; response to heat. Lineage: Eukaryota; Metazoa; Mollusca; Gastropoda; Aplysiida; Aplysiidae. The transcript is spliced from 2 exons.
UCAAAUUUUCCACUGACAACGCGUUUAGUGUGUUCUAGCAAUCACCUCAGCCGGUAUAUAUAAGGAGCCAAUCAUUGUACAAACUUAAUUUCGCACUGACAACAGACUCGACAAGCACAGAAUCGAAAACAAUUUUUUUAAAUUUCAAGAGACAAGCGAGCGCUACUAUAAGGCCUGCGACAAAACGUUGUAAACUCAUCACAUCAAAGAAUUGUCAAAGAGCACUGGUCUGACAGGAGCUCUUGGUUUUCAAAAAGUAUAGUUGGGUUAUCGAGAGCAGACAAAGACAAUGUUCAACAUUCCUGUUUUCGUCCCACACGAGAGGUCGCAAAGACCAAGGCAGUGGCGGUGUCCCAUGUCACAACCACAAAGUCAUACCCGCCACGGACCACAACACCCGUUCAUGAUGUUCGGCCCUACCUCUCCAAUGAACUCCCAGAGGUGCUGCAACGAAAGUUACAGAAGAGCUGAGAGAAAUGACAACAGCUUCAGACCUGAACUCUUCGAGUCUGAUUUUGCUCAGUCUCUGCUCACUCAAUUAUUCGGUGAAGGAGAGUGCUCACACGGACAAGGCGCCCAGCAACAGACACCUCCUGCGGCUGCGCCUAACAAUGAAAAUGUGAACUCAACCUGUACAGAGCACCCAAUGAUGACAAGCGGCAACCCCUUCAUGGACAUUUUGGGUGACAUCUUCAAGAACUACGAUGAGGAUGACGCCUCAAAAAAUAAGCCACAAAAAUGGAAGAAAGUAGUGGACUGCACUGGCUUCAAGUCUGACAACAUUCGCGUGAAGAUCUUAAAUAGGACUAUCAAUGUCAGGGCCGUUAAAGAGGAAGCGUCUUCUGACGGAAGCACUUGCAGCACAAGAAUGGAAAAAUGCAUAGAACUGCCACAGAACGUAAAUGUCAAAGAGGUCAGUUGCCGACUUUUUCGUAAUUCGAAACUCCUAAUCGAAGCACCCAUCAUUGCUCAACCACGAGAGAAGCUGCAGAAUACCCAGAAUGAAUGCCAUGGCAAUACACCAAACAAAUUCAACCAAGAGAGAGAGCCUCAACUUAAGAUGAAAAUUUUUCCAAACGGUGAUAUGGUUUUGGGUAUGGUACCCAGAGCAAAUAACCAAGCCAAGAGUUCGAAAAAAGCUGAACAAACAGAGGCAAAAUCAGAAGAACAGAAAACAUGUGGAAACCGCGAAGAUCCCGCGUGCAUGACAAUGAAAGAAAGUGGAGGCAACGGGUACAGACGAAAGGAACAAAAGACGAAAACAGAAAACACAGAGGUAAAUAUCCCAGUGAAGAUGUCAUUGUCAAAUGUAGGCAGCGCAGAUCAGGGCAAAACUUGUCCAAUCAACGAGAAAGAAGACACGCAAGUUUCAACAACUUCUGUGAAUGAAGAGCUGUACUCCAAGAAAGUCGAGCCUCGUGAUCUAGAACAAGAGUUGGCUCAUGCUCAAGAAGAUGCAACUGCGAGUGAAGAAACAAGUGUUUUGACUACAUCGUCGGCCAGGAAUGAUGAAGAAGCACCGGAGACUCCCCAAAACAAGGGACAAGAGGUACCUUUCGUUGUUAAAAUGUCCACCGGAGAUGAAAAUGAGGACGCCUUCUCGCAAAUCUCUCACGAUAGCGAGAACUCUUUCGUUGUGUUAUCUGAUCCAGAAAAAGCAAACAAGAAAACUGACGUUUCUGAGAAUUCACUCGAAAGCACAGCACAGGCCGAAAGUCAAGACUCGAGUGACAGGAAAGAUGCAGGCUCCAUAAUCCGAAGUGUCGUUGAGACUUUAGCACGUGGUUUGGAUGCUGACGAGAAGUCAAACCAGAAUGCCAAACCCCAUGAAGUCAUUGGUAACAUCAUGCAAUAUGUUGCCCAGAAAGCGCCGGAGGAUUUGAAAAAUUUCAUUGUCAACAACGAUGGAUCUUUUCCUCGGGACGUCAUGAAAUUUGUAGUCGACAGGGCAUCUGAGGAGACACCAGACAAGGAAACUCCAGACAACGACAAGACUGUAGAUCAAUCUCAAACAGCAAGUGGAAAGUAUGACAGUACUGUGUCCGACAGAGAGGAAAACUCUCUUGAAAAAGAAUUUCAGAUUCGGUUGGAGAUGCCUUGCUUCGGUCCUGAAUCAAUUAGUGUGACCAUGGAUGAUACUCAACGUGUUCUGAACAUUCGAGCCAACAAAGAGGGCGACCAAUCACCAACGGAGUCUGUUCAUAAGACCAUCUCUGUGCCAGACACAGUUGACGUGCAACAACUUCAAUGUCAUUUCCAAGAUGGAAUGCUUACCAUCAACGCCCCAUUCAAACAAGACGACAAAGAAAAUGCAAGAGAGAUUCCCAUAAACGUGUAAAAGCAAACUUUUAAGAUACAGGGUAAUAAAAAAAAAACCCAACCUGUACAACCUUUUCCUAAAUA